Molecule: messenger RNA, 5256 nt
Organism: Amphiprion ocellaris (clown anemonefish)
Lineage: Eukaryota; Metazoa; Chordata; Actinopteri; Pomacentridae
Gene: ccsapa
Product: centriole, cilia and spindle-associated protein a
Exons: 4
Coding region: 161-1036 (291 amino acids)
Biological process (GO): regulation of mitotic spindle assembly
Cellular component (GO): ciliary transition zone; spindle; cytoskeleton
Molecular function (GO): microtubule binding
Source: RefSeq, a predicted model, not a curated record
AUUGCUGCUAACUUGUUAGCUCAGCUCUGGUGUUUGCUGUCAGUUAGUGAAGCGAUGCUCGUCGUCUGACCGCUGGACUGGAGGGACAGACCGGCUGUAAAUCAGACUGGACCCCGCAGGAACCAGGUCUUGUGAUCAGGACCAAGCAAUAACAACGACCAUGGUGACCAAGAAAGUCAGGACAGAAUAUAUGAAGAAGUUCAGGGAUCCCAAGUGGGAGACGUUUUCUAAAUGCUAUGAAGACUCUUUGAAGUACCGUCUGACCCGGCGGGUGAUGGAGCAUUCCCACAAGCCCUGGUUCUGGGAGGGCUGGGACAGCGGCUCGGACUCCAGCGGCUGGUCCACACCGAGGCUCACCAGGAACAAAGUUGCUCCUCUGUCUCUCCCGCCGGCCACAUCCUCAGAAGUCAAACAAAGGUUGUGGGAGACGAAAACCAGUCCUGGACCAAAACCGCCUUCUGAAGACGGAGAAACUGAGGUGGGAACAGGAGAGGCUCCAGUUGUAGACGCUGCACCAACCACAGCUCCAGUUGUAGAAAAUGGUGUGAAUGACGACAGCGGAGGUUCGGUGACGGCGGCUCCGAACACCAGCGGACCCUCAGACGACACAGCGACAGACAACGGGCCGGCUGACACUACGUCUUCUGAUGGAGAGCCGGUGAACCCGGCACCACGACGACGUCACCGCCGUCGCACCCCUCGUUCUGAGCCGGGUCACCAGGACAGCUCCCAUGAUGGCAAACCAGCUGUUGUCCGCAAACCGUCGAGAGCGAAGAGCCAACCGCCGAUCAGCACCAAGGAGAAGGAGAACCGGAGACCAUCGAGUCGGUUAGACUGGACCGAGAGGCAGAUAGAGAGCCACACAUCUGACGCAUGCGUUCAGACCAGAAGGGAGUCCGAUAAGCGGAGUUCCAACCUGGACCGCCGGCGAGCUCGAUCAGCUGACCUGGAGAAGAUGAAUCGGUCACAGCUGACAGUAGUGGAUGACCGCUGGAUGACGGAGUACAUGCGCUGCUUCUCCGCCCGGCUGAGGUAGAGGCAGGAUCCACCCAAACCUCUGAAAAUCACAUUUCCUUAUUUGAGAGCAAAUGUCAGGAGGUGUUGUUCAGUUCUAGAGGGGAAUUAACAAGACAGACUGAAACCACGUUGUCUCGUUGCAGUCCAUCAUACCAAAACACCGCUGUGUUGUCUCCUAAUUGGGCAGCACAAUAAUAGAAAAAUAAAGUAAAGAAGGGGCAGAUGCAAAAUUUAGCUUUUUCAAUUUAAGUGUAACUCGUUACUGUGCAACACACUGAGAGAGGAACCUCUGGAAGUCAGAUACAGAUACAACUUUACCAUCCUCCUCUUAGUUUGGUGAGUUAAGUCGCUUUUAAUACUGCAGUACCCAUAAGCCUCAGGGACCGUCCAGCUCUAGUUCAUUUAUUAACCCCAUAGUGAUCCAAACCAGAUCUUUUUAGGCCUGUCACAGUGUCUGAAAGCAUAAAAGUCUCACUUAUCUGAACCAUAAUUUUACUAACAAAAACAGAGAACAUUUUUAAUAAAGAGCCUAUAAAUGAGUCUUUUUUUCAUGAACUUGUGACCAGGAUAUGUGCCAGACAUGACAUGUCUUAUUAACAAUUGACAGCUCAAAAUUUUUGGUAUUAGUUUAAAUUUGCAGAAUGUAAACUACAGUUUUUACAUAGCUCAGCCUCUAUUUUCACCCCAUAAUAAGGAAGAUAGUGGCCACAUUUAAAGCAUGUAACUUAACUUUUCUGACCUCAGUCACUCUGGGACGGUCUGUAAAUGAUAUGUUUAUCACAGCAAUGAAUGAAAUGACAGGGUGAGAACAGUAUUUAAUGUGAUGUUGAUGAACACACAGAGAAAGGACAAAUAAAUCUGCAGCUCUCCUCAGCUUUAAGAAGCUUUAUAGUCUAAUCACAGCUUUACUCUUUUGGUCACUUGUGUUUUUCUUUCGACAUAAUAGUAUUUUUAAAAAACACCGAAGUCAACCUGUACGGCAGAAAAAAGCAGACCAGCUAACGAACAUAGUGACUGAUUCUGCUGCCCUCAAGUGGCCAAAAAAAGGUUUAGGCGCUGGAAAUACUCCAACAUGCAUUCAGCUAACAUCUUCUAUGCUGAAGAGGACAUUUCCUUUUAGACCUGGGAUGUAUUUUCUUGUACACUCUGCCCACCUCCUCAAUUUAUUUUAGAUUGCACACAGUUAUUUAUGAUGAAGUAACGAGACAACAGGAGCAAGGUCGUCUGGUUGCCUCAGUGUCCUUUGAGAGUGAGUCGCUGCUGUCGAGGAUGAAAACACUCACUGAGUUUAAAGUUUAUGUGCUCAUUUAUUUGUAGACUAAAGCCUAUUUAAAUUUCUUUGUAAUAUUUCCAAGUACCAUUCGUAUUGAACAAAGCUCUCCUUGGCAGGCUAGCAGUGCUCUUUUGGUCGAUACUUUUGAUGUUUUGGUGAUGCCAUACGGAUGCUGUGAGGAAAAAAAGGGUUUCAUUUCAUGAAAUGUCUGGAGGAACAGAUCUUUAUUUCAAAUGAAUCAGAAAAGAAAACACUUUUUAAAAAGUCGCUCUUCCCUCUGUUUGUUUUCCCUCCGACGGCAGCGGCUCAGUCUGCAGGAAACGUUUCGAUUUUUAGUCCAGGAUGGUUUUAGAUGUGACGGACUUAAGUGUGUUUCUCUGGUUCUGUGUUUGUGUGGAAACUAUUUGCAUUUUGAGAAUGAACAAACAAACAGAUAAGAUGAACUCUUUCUAAGCUUUUCUUUACGUGUAAAAAAAAAAAUCACCUCCUGAUCACUUUCUGAAUGUAUUUUUAUUUCUCUGCAUGAAAGUGUCCAAACACACUACUGUGCUUUAAUUUAGCUCUUACUCUUCCUUCUCACACACCUCGUGUUUUUCACUUUUCUCUCACUAAGGCAGCUGUGUGUUUCUACGGCAGCAGAAAGGACCAAACUGGAAUAUUUUUGAUAUUUGAGUAUUUUGAACUAAAGACUUAAAUUAGAAGAAAACUACUGCCGGAUAGUUUAGCAGAAAUAUAGAAAGACACGUUUUAUCAAAUGAAUUAGUUUUUAAGGUAUUUUUAGAUUACAAAUUAUAUCUAAGCUGUGCUGGCUUUAAAUUAAUCUUAGUCUUAUUAAAUUAAUUUAAAUGAGUGGACUGUUAAACAAUUUCAGCUUAUAGUUUGUGAUUUUUCAGGUUCUAUCACAUCAAGCAGCUUCUUGUUUCUUUUGACUUCAAUAAAAAAAAAUUGCCUGCAUUGCUAAAAGAGCUUUUCUGUUAACCACAGUGCUAAACGCUUCACGUUUCUCUUCAUUCAGAAUGAAAAGAUUAAAUAACAACAGGAUCUGAUUCAGCUUCUUUGGGCUGAUUAUGCAAAUGUAAACAGAUAACUUAAAGCCUCUUUUUUUGGUUUAGUAAAUCUUUUAGCUAGAGAGGGUGUGAGAUUUAGAAAGUGCAACACUUUAAUAUUGCUGAUUUAUGCUUAUGUAUGUAAAGACAACAGAAUUAUUUGCGUUACGAGAAAUCAGGUCUCAAAACUCUGUUUUCUGCAGUGUCUUUUAGUGGCCACCCCCGCUAUAAUAAAGACCACUAAUGUCACCAUGAUGUUAUUGAAUAAAUAAAUAAAAAAGUAAUUUUCAAGGACAAAGACAGAAAUAACUGUUCUAUAUUUAAUUAGUAAGUGUUCAGGCUGUCGUUUUCUAACUAAACAGAUGAGAUUUGUCCAGAUGGAGGUGGCUCAUCGCCUCAGCUAAAAAAUUUCUGCCACAUUUUAUUUUCUGAAGGUUAUCCUUUCUGUGUUUAAGUUUAGGUUUGUUUGUUUUGUUUUUUUUUUAACAUUUCCAGUUCCAGAACAUCAUAAAGUUUAUAUACCAAUUACGGUGCUUGAACAUCCAAGGUUGUCAUAUGUACUCAUUUCCUAGCGGCUUCCUGGAAAGAACCACAUUAUUUGAUACCAGUUAUGAGACAAAUAGAGACAGUUUUCUCUUGGUACAGGUGAAAUGAAAUUGUAUUCACUUCAACUCCAUGAUCGGCAAUUCAGCUGAACAUGCAAAAAUAUACGGCUGAAGCAACCAAAGUAAAGUUAAAGUUAAAGUUACUUUAUUUAUAUAGCACAUUUCAGCAAGGCGAUUCAAAGUGCUUCAGAAGGACAAGUAGAUACUGAUUUCCUUCGGACUGACUAAUUAUUUAGUCAGAAUCGCUUCAAGCUCGCAGUUCAACAUCUGUAAUGAAUGAAGUUUCCAGUAAUAAAUUGAUAAUGGAGGAAUAUUUACUUGAGUUUAUGUGGAGCACUUCUUCAAACUGCAUAUUCCCUCCAGAAAACUUCGUAUGAAAUAAUGAAGGAAUGACAGAUCUGUAAAACACAGUGUCACCACAGUUUCCUGCUGCAAGCCCUGAAAUCAGCCUCCUGAUUCAGUCCUAUAUCUCUACCCAUACCUCUGUCCUACAUUCAGUUUAUAUCCAGAGAUGGGAUGAAACAGAGAAUGUUUACAGCCAAUACAGUAUGAACUGUUCUAGAUCUAAAUAUUGGAUCACCUCCUUGUGUUUACAUGUUAAACUUCAUCUGUUUCCAUCAAUCAGACAAACAGGAUGUGAAGAAAAGCUCAAACUGCAGAUGUUAGGUGUUGUUACUGGGUUUUGAAUCUCUGCUCUGUUAAUUGCUGACAUAUCUAAAGAUUGUAAAUAGACGUCAUCGUCACAUCUCUUGACUCUAACCGAGGGCUAAUGUUCACUAUGUAAGAUAUCUAACUGUUUGUGAGUUUACUUUUACAACUGAAUGCAUCUGAAGUCACUUAGAAUGUUUAUGAGUUUCACACCGGCUAAACCUCAUUGCUCUGAAUGUGCACAACUAUAUAUUUUCACAAGGUUUUGCUCACUGUGCUGUGAGACAACUGGAAACGCCUCAUCAUUUUGAACAUGCCCAGUCUGAAACAACAAUGUUUUUAGUGUUAGUGGUGAAGAACGUACUCAGAUCCUUUACUUAAAGGGGCCUAAUAUCCAACUCUUUCCAAUAUUUUAUUCUGGGACUCCACUAGAGAAACUUUGCAUGAUUCACAGUUAAAAAUAUUCUUGUUCGUGUUUCUUACAAGGAUUACUUUUACAUCACUUUUACCUCAUUAUGUAAUAUUUUUGCUGUCUUCAUACGACCAUAUGACAUUCCAAUAUCAUACGCUACUGUUCAAAAGUGUGGGGUAACUUAGAAAUUUCCUUAUUUCUGAAAGAAAACCUUUUUUUUUCAACGAAGAUAACAUUAAAUGAAUGAUAAAUCCA